Cotesia glomerata is the source of this 1807-nucleotide messenger RNA. RefSeq names its product protein ALP1-like. The transcript has 3 exons. Bases 298 to 1590 code for a protein of 430 amino acids. The record is from RefSeq and is a predicted model, not a curated record. Lineage: Eukaryota; Metazoa; Arthropoda; Insecta; Hymenoptera; Braconidae.
UAAGGUGCAAUUUCAUGCUGACGCUUGACGCUGAUUUUUAGCGUCAAACUUGACAAAAAACGCCAUCUACAGGAGAGCGUCAAUUCAAGAGCGUCAAAAAGUCGCGUCAAGCGUCAGCAAUAUCUAGCGUCAACAAACAUACAUAAACUAAGCGUCAAAAAUUCACAACUAUCGAUUGAUCGAUUGUAUGUUGUUAUGUUUUAUUAUUAUUAACCUCAAUUACACAAACAACAAUUAGUUAUAAAAUAAAAUAAUAAAUAUAUUAGUGAGAAAAAGAUAGUGAUUAAAAACAGAAAGAUGUUCACAAAUUAUCAACAUCAAAUCUGGGUCUACGAGUGUCAAAAAUUGAUUCAAGAAAGAAAAAUUGCUAAAAUGAAGAAAAAAAGAAUUUUAGCUGCUCUGUUUUUAAACGAAGUAGGAGUAUUCAAAAGAAAUUAUACGAAGAAACGUUAUUGGAUUCAUCCUUUAUUUAAAUUACGGGACGUUCACGGAUUCAUUGAGGCUAUAUUUCCAACUCUUUUAUCAUUUCCGGAAAAAUUCGAAAAUUAUUUUCGAAUGAAUGUUGAACAAUUCGAAGAAUUAUUAGGUUUGGUUGUUCCUUUGAUUAGUAAACAAAAUACUGUAAGAAACUCUAUUUCAGCAAUAGCAAGACUUGCAAUGACCCUAAGAUACUUGGCAACAGGUGAUUGUAUGACUUCAGUAUCCUAUCAUUAUCUUGUAGGUUUCACAACAACAAUUAAUAUUAUAAAUGAAACAUGUGAAAUGCUAUGGAAGUGCCUAAAUGAGAAAGUAUUGCAAUAUCCGCUUACAGCUAGAGAUUGGUUGGAAAUCUCUCAUGAUUUUAAUGAAAAAUGGCAAUUUCCACACUGCAUGGGAGCUAUGGACGGAAAGCAUAUUCGAACACAGUGUCCUGAUAAUGCUGGCUCAGCGUAUUAUAAUUAUAAAAAUCAUCAUAGUGUUGUUCUAAUGGCUAUUUGUAAUGCCGAUUAUUCAUUUGUUUGUGUGGAUAUUGGUGCUUAUGGUCGACAAAGUGACGGUGGUAUUUUCAAAAAUUCCGCGUUUGGUCAAAAAUUUGAACAUCAGCAAAUGAAUGUGCCGCAACCAGAUCUACUUACUGUUAAUGGAGCACCCUUACCAUACGUACUGGUAGGUGACGAAGCAUUCCAACUAAGUACUUAUUUACUUCGACCGUACCCGGGAAGAGGUGGUCUUACUGAGGAACGAAAUAUAUUUAAUUAUCGUUUGAGUCGCGCACGGAGAACGAUUGAAAAUACAUUUGGCAUUAUUGUGAGCAAAUGGAGAAUUUUGAAAAAACCAAUUGAAGCUACAGUUGAAAACACAAUUACCACAGUCCAGGCAAUUGUCGUGCUUCACAAUUGGCUUCGCAAGCAUGAGAAAAAUGAUACAUAUAUUUCGGAUGAUGAUGAUAUUAAUGAAUUGAGAAACGAAAUAAACGACUCGGCUUUAGAGGAUGCUAGAGUUUAUGGCAAUCAUCACAGUAGCAAAGUGGCCGUGUCAAUUCGCGAUAAGUUUUGCGAUUAUUUCAAUACCGAAGGAGCAGUUCCUUGGCAGUAUGGUCGUACCCAAUGAUGAAAUUAUUUAAAUUCUACGAACUAUCUUCAUUACAUAUUGUUACUUCUCAAAAAUUCGAUAUCUACGUACCUUCAGUGUCGAAUUGUGUUAGUCCUCACGCCCCAAAUCUUACGUUACUCUAGCAGAUUAUAAACAGUACUUAUUAUGCUCUUCGAUCCUCAUCGCAUCAUCGCUCGUGGCUACAGUUUUUAAAGCUAUUUAAAUAAUUAACUCU